Molecule: messenger RNA, 2789 nt
Organism: Canis lupus familiaris (dog)
Lineage: Eukaryota; Metazoa; Chordata; Mammalia; Carnivora; Canidae
Gene: FAM151B
Product: family with sequence similarity 151 member B
Exons: 6
Coding region: 414-1082 (222 amino acids)
Source: RefSeq, a predicted model, not a curated record
AGACACAGAGAGAGAGGCAGAGGCAGAGGCCGGGGGAAGAGCAGGCUCCAAUGCGGGGAGCCCGACGCGGGACUGGAUCCCGUGACCCCGGGGUCACGCCCUGGGCCGCAGGCGGCCCUAAACCUCUGAGACACCCGGGAUGCCCCCGAAACUGCCUGUCUUUUCAAGUGGCCGCAGCAUUUUGCGUUCCCACCAACAGUAAAUGAGAAUUCCUGUUGCUCUGCUCCCACCAGCGUUUGGUGUUGUCAGUGUCUCAGAUUUUGGCCAUUCUAAUAGGAUCUUGGAGUGAAAAUAUACUAGAAUAUUUUCUGAGAAAUAACCAGAUCACAACAGAAGAUGGUGCUGAAAUCAUCUGGUAUCAUGCAGCUAAUCACAAGGCACAAGUGAAUGAAGCACUGAAAAGUACUGCUCACAUGAUAGAGGCCGAUGUUCUUCUUCCAAGUGAUGGAUCAGAAUAUAGCCAACCAAUCAUGGCCCAUCCUCCUGAAACAAAUAGUGAUAAUACUUUACAGGAAUGGCUGACUGAAGUUAUAAAAAGCAAUAAAGGCAUUAAGCUGGAUUUCAAGAGUCUGGCAGCUGUAGAACCAUCCAUGAUGCUCCUGGAAAAUGUGAAGAGGCAUCUGAAACGUCCUGUGUGGAUUAAUGCUGACAUUCUUCCUGGCCCAAAUGGAAACAGCAUGGUAGUGGAUGCAAAACCUUUUAUAGACACGGUGACAUCCUUCUUUCCAGAUGUGACAUUUUCCCUGGGUUGGACAACAGGAUGGCAUCCUGAGAAAGUCAAUGAAGGUUAUAGUUGGACAAUGGUGAAAGAAAUGGAAUAUAUUUGUAAGGAGUUAAAUCAGCCUGUAACAUUUCCUGUCAGAGCAGCAUUAGUCAGGCAGUCUUGUUCUCAAUUACUUUGGCUGUUAAAGAAAUCAAACAGGUAUAGCAUGACUAUUUGGACUGGAAAAAAUGAUAACUAUUCCACCGAAGAUUUACUUUGCAUUAGAGACUUUUUUGACAAGAAACAAGUUUUCUAUGACAUCUUGGAACCACAAAACCAUGAAUUUAAACAAGCCAUUGGAGUCAAAGUUAAUCUCUAAGAAGAUUCUUCUAAAUCAUUUCAUGUUUUGGUUUCAUAAUCUUCUGCUUUGGUCUGAAUUAAUUACCAUGUAAAUUGUGAUGAUUGAUUUAUGCUAUAAUUCAUCUACUCUAAAGACAUGCUUACUUUAUUAGGCCUAUGUCCUUAUGAUACUGUAUAUACUUAAAAGAUUUGGAAAGUGAAGAUUUCAGUGCGCCUGGUCUAAUAAUAAUUUAGGAAAAUUAUGCUUUAAACCCCUUUAUAAAAUGUAAUUUUGAUAUACUGAAGAUAAUUGAAGAGUUUAUAUGUCAAUAACAUAUAAUCACAUUACGGAGAUUCCACAAAACUAUGGCACCCUCUUUCUUUUGUCCUGGAGAACUGGUUAUUUCAGAGACUAAGGAAGAGUAAGAGGACUUUAAAAAUGUUUUAACUUUCACAGAGGUGACCAGAUUUCUCAUAACAGAAUAAAAUCCAUUUAUUGAAAAUAAUAUAGAUUAAAUUUGAUGGAUCUAGAAUUUCCGUAUUGUUGGGAACAUGCUGACAACUAUUUAAGUUUUUUAUAUUCCUUGUUUCAAUCACUAUAUUUUAUCUAUAGUAAGUACAAUAUUACUGGAGAUCAGAAUUUUAAUCCUAGUUAUGUAUCAUUUGGUUUUCAAAAUUCUCACACCACCAUAGUUCAGGCCCUUAUUUUACUGCUAGAAUUUUAAAAAGUUCUUCAUGACUUCAUUGUUCACAUUCUACUCAGAGAUGCCAUGAGUAUUUCUGCUGAAGAAAACUUUUGUAAGCACCUCUUGCCAAAUCAGAAAGCUGCAGGGGUCUCUUAAAUGCCACUUCAUUAAAUUUUACUCUUUCAAGAUCCUUCAUAAUGUAGCCCACUCUAAAAGUCACCUGUGUGAACUUCAGCUCUGUCAGCAUUUCAAAAAUGCCUAUAACAUCUAUGGUCUCCAGGUCUUACUUUAACAGUUAAUUUUAACUAUUUAAUAUUGUCCACUGAUUAUGUCAUACAUGUUAGUUUAUCUGCUCAGCUAGGUUAUAUAAAGUCCUUUAUAGUAAGGGAACAUUCUUAACUCCUUUACACUGGGUGGCAUAGUCUUGAGCAAGGUAUUCAGAAAAACAUGUACUUCUUUCAUUUAUUGAAAAGAAACUUACCAGUGAAUGUCCUAAAAUAUGUAAUUUGCUUGGUCUGUCAACUGUUUUCUCCUGGAAAAUAAUAGUAUAUAGAGAAAAGAACUUGGAUUUUGAAUUCAGACAGACUUCCCUUACAGCCCCAUUUCAGUCCCUUCCUAGCUGUAGAUUUUAGGGAAUAUUUAACCUCAUUGCGUCUUGGUUUCCUCAUCUGUAAAAUGGAGGGAAAAUGAGGAUUCUCUUGUACAGUUAUUAUGAAGAUUGAGAUUUAUGGAAUAAAGGCAUCUAGCUCAUACUCAACACAUAGCAAGUACUCAACAGACAAUUCCCUUCUGACUUAUGGGAUCAUAACCAUUAUAGAUAAUAGUAAGGGGUAUAACAUCAGACAUUGUAGAUGUAUAAAUAUUUAAGGAAGUCCACUGUAUUUCCACUUUAAAUUUUAACUACAACUAGAUGCAGUGCUAUUUGUCAAAUGAACUUCACUUUCUAUGGUUGUUUACCAGAAGCAAAAGAUGCAAUGUUAUAAUCAUAAAAUUUUAAUAAUAGCAACAAAGAAUAACUCUUUAAUAUUUCAGUAAAAUUAAUGUUUAUAAAUUUUCUAAAA